Messenger RNA from Wasmannia auropunctata (little fire ant), 778 nucleotides. RefSeq lists its product as uncharacterized. Lineage: Eukaryota; Metazoa; Arthropoda; Insecta; Hymenoptera; Formicidae. The record is from RefSeq and is a predicted model, not a curated record. The annotation marks the transcript as partial. The transcript has 5 exons.
GCGCCGAAUGCGAUGCACAUAUAGUGUUGCGUAAUUAUGCCAAUGAUGAAAUGCUGGUAAUGGUAACAACAAAAGGCUCAUCAAAAAUCGCGGCCCAUGGUUUACCUAUGUGGCAAUCUGUCCAAAUUAAGAGAAACUUUUCAGUGUUUGAUUAUAAUAGUAAAAUGAUAAUCCAAUUGAUUCCUAAAUUGAAUAAGCACAGCUCGAAUCCAUUGUGGGCGAUAGCGAAUGUUCGUCAAUGUCCCCAAAAUGGAGCUUUGAGAAAGGGCAUUAUGAUUUCUAAUCAAGAUUGGGACAGUCAUAGUAGUUACUUUUGGCCGAUUGAGACAUGUCAAAAAUUAUUUUACGAUGAACAUGCCGUCGUGAAUCAUUUAUUGCGCAUGAAAUCAGAUAUAAACUUGGAAGAUGCAAACUGCCUUCAAGGCAAAAUUGGGCCACAAUGUUUAUUUUCUUGCGAACCUGAUUUGAAUAGUAACUCUGACUGUAAAGGAGCCAAAAUUUGUUACGAAAAUGGUUGUACGUGUGCUCCGGGUGUUUUAGGAGAUGAUUGCCUUGAAUUUUGUGGUACAUACACAUAUGGUUAUGGUUGCAAAAAAACAUGCGGCAUGUGCUUCAACAAGAAACAAUGUAAUAUAGCAACUGGAGUGUGUAGUAAAGGUUGCGACAAUACUGACAAUAACAUUAUUUACAUACCACCUUUAUGUCAAACAAAUGUAGACAGGCCCGACAUACCUACUAUUAUUUUCGUGAAUGAGACGACUAUUCACAGAUCGGAAGA